Messenger RNA from Porites lobata, 37406 nucleotides. Lineage: Eukaryota; Metazoa; Cnidaria; Anthozoa; Scleractinia; Poritidae. The record is from the annotation of a GenBank genome assembly.
CCUGGAUUCUGCUGCACUUUGGUCAGGGAUUCAAUGUCAUUUAAAAAUCAGAUCCUCAAUCAUCAAGGAAGACUGAGCUUGCCGAGAUGAAAAGGAAGGGGGCUCUUCUCGAGUUGCCUUCCAACCGGGGUAUGGUUCAUGCCACUUCCAAUUUCAGUUUCGAUUCCUUCCUCUCUCUCCAUUCAGCUUCUCAACACUGAACAUCAUCGCGUCACGACAAAAAAUCUUGCAGAAUCCUCCCUGUUCUGUGGUUAUUUAUGAACCUUGGCUUUGAAAUUUUUAUAGACUACCGGAUAUGCACGGACAUUACGAGCUUCUACGCUCAACGAGUAGCGAAAACCGUGAUUUGAAGGCCGGAGAAGUAAACUUGAAGAGGCUAGGAGCCAAUUUGCGAUUCUCAAGUGACAGCGUUGCUGGCCCAAGCCUCUGGGCACGAACAUCCUUUGGGGGAGAUUUUAUUCUGAUCGCAGAAUUCUCUGAGAAUGAGGGGCCCAAACCCGUGGUAAGUCUCCCAGAAAUACAACUAAUUCGCUUCAAACCUCCUUCCUUUGAAAACAAGAAAUUAUUUCUUGUGUAUUAAUGGUUAAUUUUACGAUUAGAUCGCGUGACUGUUAUCUAGUAGGGUAUUUAUUUACAAUCGUAAGUGUUGUUGAUGUUGUAAAUAAGAACAGUAGAUUGUUUUGUUUGUUCAAUAAUAACAUAUUCACCCGCGGGGGAGGGGGGCGUUGUGCGACAAUCGCAGACUAAAGUCUGGCAAGUAAACGAGGAAAACCUGGUUGUGGAAUGCUUUAACAGAGUCCCUACCUGUAAAGUUUAAGUCAUUGAAAAGUCUAGCUUAGGAAUAGGGAAUCUGUCAGAGCAUUCUACAACAAUGUUUACUUUGUUUACCUGCCAGUCUGCCGUGCAAUCCGCGUUUGUCACCCUCGGGGGGGGGGGGGGACAUUAUAGACCCCAUCUUAGUCACUUUGGGGAGUAAUUUUACUAGUCAAUCCAGUUGUGAAAAUGUGACCCCAUCCAGCCGCACAUCCCCAUUAGCCUCUUAUAAGGAAGUAGCCCCCUCCCCGCCCCCGGAUACUUCACUUAAACUUAUAAAUUAAUUCUGUUAAGCAAACAAUUAAUUAUUAUGAAGAGUUAUGCUGAUCGAGGAAGUGUUGCAGAUAACACCCCUAAAGGUCUGUAGAAUUCUUCAUGUCUUUAGAAAUCCUGAUUCAAUAAUAAAAAAAUAUUAUUAUAUAUUUUUUCAUGCAUAAUAUUUCUGAGUUCAUAGCAGUCCAUGCAUAGCAUGAAUAUCAGAUGAUUACUAACUCUGAGUCACUUUUACUCCCACAGUAACUACUGACUCGAAGUAGUCGUCUGAUAUUCAGGCUUGAUGGUCCGUACAUAGUACGUCUUCAUGGAUAAUUCCCUUUUCCAAAACAUAUGCCUGUUCCCUAUGUUCUUCAUAGAUCAGUAUGUUGUUGAUGCGUCAAACAGUAUGCUUGUGUAUUCACGUUGUGUUUUUCAGACUUUAAUUUAGCUAUUUUCCUGUUGCAGAAUAUACUUGAUCUUCCACCCCAAUAACUCAAAUUCCUCCUCUAACUAGAACUGCUUUUCAUUUCCCUUCAGAGUUUAAGUUACCGGGGUUAAUCUACUGUAUGUCAUUCUUUUUUUUUGUCUGUUAAUAUUCCUAGAUGACAAUUCCAAAGAAUGGUGGGGGACAUUUUGACCUCAAUGCUUUUGCUGUUCACGUGAUGUCUGUGGAUUAUGCUCUAGCAAGGUAUUAAAAUGAUGCAGCAAAUUCAUGAUAUAGUUGCCAUUGUGAUUUCUACUUUUCUAUGACACUUAAAUAACAAUAAUGGAAACUUUAUCUGUGUUUUUGAACGUGCAAUUGUAAAUCUUGCUACAUAUAGGCAAUUUACAAAUGCUGCUUGAGAUUGAAUUAUUCCCCCCAAAAAAGAGAAGAAAAGAAAAUCAAAAUUGCAUGGAAUUGGCUGAUGCAUAAGUUGAUACAGUAGUCAUUAAAGCAAAAAAAUCACAGAUUUUAAUUAUAAAGGCCAAUAAUUUAGCACUGCUGUAUUUGUGAAUAUUGCCUUAUAGUUCCUGUGUGGUAACCUUUGUUCACACCGUCAAGUCAAACAAAGUAAUAAUUAUAUUCAUUGAAAACAAUAUUGGAACAACAGAAUUCUGUGUUUUACUGGAAGUGGUUGAAAGUAUAGGAAUUGAUUCUGUGGCAACAAGUCUUUUAUGGUCUUUCAUCAGUCUGCAAAAGUGUGGGUGUAACAUCGUCAAAAAUUAUUGUUUCACACGUUUGAACUCAAUCAUGAACGAGCAGGAAAAUCAAAGACAACUCUCCUAGAAUUUAAAUUCUGCCUGGUCUGAGCAAGAAAGCGUUGAGGAAGAAAUAGCUGAUAUGUCCUUACCAGUGACAAAUAAUAAAUUAUAACUCAUCCUCAUCAGCCGUCAAGGUUUUGUGCAAUUUGUACUUGACUUGUAAAUGAAAAUUAUUCCUCGAUCACCUCAUGUAUACCUGCCAACUCUCACGCCCUAGGCGUGAGUCUCACGCCUGCGGGUUGAAAACUUCGAUCUCACGCCCGCUCACGCCUGCGGACCAAUUUCUUACGCCUGAUUGAAAAAUGUGAGUUGUUGCCGUCUUGCUGGACACAAUUUCUAAAAAUAUGUUAACUCAGACCCAUGUAAGGAACGAAAACCAUGUGUAAAAUGAAUAAAUGACAAUACCUUCCUCGCGAUCUCUGAUUUUGUGGAUAAGCGUUUUCUCGAUAACUUCGCCUUCAGCAGACUUUGGACGUCUUUGGAAGACUUCGGACUUCUUCGGGAAUCUUCGGAAAUGAUCGUGUCGUUUUCAAAAAUCCCAGCACUCCCAGGAUAAAAAUCUCACGCCUACAUCUCAGAAAAAGUUGGCAGGUAUACUCAUGGGUUCUCAGUCAUGAAGAGACGAAGGUGACAAAACCUGUCUAAUUUGCACUGAAAGUCAGAUAUCUUGCUUGUAACCAAUUGGUGCAGGGUUCCAAAGGCUCUUUUGUUUUUCGACUAAUCAGACAAAAGUCCAGUUUCUGUACUAUGGGCAGAUGAUGUGUAAAGUAAAUGUAUCAGGCAUCCUUUUCCCCUCGUAUCCAAAACAAAAGGGAAAAAGGAUCACCUGGUCACAGGUUAAUUUGGGGACUGUCAAUUUGUGCUUAUCGGGUGGAGGGGGAUGCUUCCAAUUAUAUUGGGGGGGUUUAAUGCAAAAGAAAGGGUCUCCACAGGAUUUUUACCAAAUCUCCGGAGUUUUGCAUAGAUGUCUGAGUUACACUAGUCUUUCUUUCAGGGGUACUACCUUCUCCAUUGUAGAAGAUACACAGUUGCUUUUAUCAGAGAAGAAGGAGGGCGUUUAUGCUUAUGUAAGUCAGUACGUGGUAUUUGUAGUUUUUAUACCACUAUUUUGAGUAGUAUUAUAAAGGAAAUAAAAGGAGAUGUAAAGAAUCAACCAUAAGAGGACACAGAAAAAAUCUGAGCCCCAGAUGGGAUUCGAACCCACCACCCUCCGUGUUCUAGAUCGGAUGCUCUAACCUCUGCGCUACUGAGGACUUGUUGGUUGGUUGGAGGCUCCUUCAUGGGUGAGACAUUUCUUGCUAUUAAUGUGAUUUUGUGAUACAGUUAAGCCUUAAUGUGUUGCUUGUGAUGGACUGUGUGACUGCGAGACGUGGUUCGCAAGUCCAACCCACAAAAAAUGACCCUUGCUCACCAACGAGUCCUCAGUAGCUCAGAGGUAAGAGCAUCCAAUCUAGAACACGGAGGGUCGUGGGUUUGAAUCCCAUCUGGGGUUCAUAUUUUUUCUGUGUCCUCUUAUGGUUGAUUCUUUACAUCUCCCUUUAUUUCCUUUAUAAUAUUAAUAUCAGUUGCAUAGGUUGGUAUUUUGAGUAGAGCACAAAUUGGCAAAAAAACUUGCAAAAUAAUUCUCUUUAAAACUUUCUAAGAAGAGUUGUUUUGCACUUUUUUAAAGCUAAAUGUUUUAAAACGUUGCUUCUUUUUAAGUACAAAUUAGGGAACCAGAAUUGCCAAAUCUCCUUAUCUGGCUGGCUUCAAAGUUGCAAUUGGGUUCUAAUGUGACUAUGCUUGAUUACUUGCAAAAGCCUGAGAAAGUUUUGAGCGGUAAUGAAAUGGAACUUGUAAAAUGUUGUUUGCACUAAGGCCCAGUUUAGACAUGGUACUUCACCUGAGGGAAUCAAGUUCAAAUUUAGGCUGAUUCAAAUUGAUUAAGGUUAGCUUUAUUGAUUCAGUCGCUAAUCUUUGUUCAUGCGGAAGUGAAUUCAGUAGGGAAAAACCCCAUUGUAAGUUAACAUUUGUGCAACUAAUAUUCAAAUCAUUGAUAUAUACUAGUAGUAAUCUCAGAUUAGGAAGUACGAUUAGGAAGUACGUUUAGGUUUGCUGUCAAAUGUGACGUUUAAAUAUUUCCUAAUAAAUUGAUGCUGCAAAACACUUCCUAUAUUUUAAAAAAAAAGAAACACAACAAAACAAAACGACUAUGAGAAAAAAAAAGUCUCACCCAACAGGAGUCGAACCCGAGGCCUUCGAUGUGUAAAGACAAUGAAUUAUCCAUUGCGCCACUCAUCCAUUGCUGAGACUGCAUAUCAAAUUAAUUGUAUUUAACAAUUUUGUACCCACAAGAUAAAGUAUUCAAGAUGGCACAGAAAAUGCAGACGUAUGAUGAAGUAAGUACCACAAAAGGUCACCCUUGAGUACCACAGGAAUCCCAACUUUUUACCACAGGAAUCCCAAGAUUAUGUGUUGUGUUCUCCUAAUGUCGAACACAACUAUGUGUAAUUCAAUUCUUACAACUUUGCCUUUUUACUGUAACUAACAGGUUCAUCACUUCACACUGUAUGACAUCCAUGCCCGUGGUUUUGUGAGGCCAUAUUGCAUGUGCUAUAUUUCUAAGUGCAAAAGGUAAAUGUAACAGCAUUACAAUGUGGAAUACCGGUAACAAUAAUUAUUUAAGUUUUGACAAAAGGAGAGGUAUCUAGUCUCACCCCAGGAGAAAAUUUGGUCAAGUAGUGAAAGGUACCAUAUGGUUAGAAUCUUUUCACAAGUGCCCAUCCCCCAAACAUGUGGGGGGUGGGGGAAAAAACAAGAAAAGAGACCAAAAAUAUAUUGCUAUUGAAGAAUCAGAGGCCAUAUAAAGCAAGAAAGAGAACCAUUUAUAAUUGCGAGCUAUUUUUUCAAAAUAGCUCACAUGUCAGUGGUAUGUAUGUAUCUUUGUGGCUUUCUGGCUUUGUGUGUUUGUAUGUGUGGUGCAGGGGCCAAUAAGGUUGGAGGUACUGAGUUGAUGCUAAGAACCAAUGAGAUUCUGUCCUAACUUUGUUUUGUCAACAUGUUUUUUCUUUAAACAGAAAAAUGUAUUCUUUUCUUGAUCGUCUCAUGGAUGAGUUUACCAAGGUAUGAAAAACUGCAUUCAGACUUUUAAGCUUACUGGCUAUUAGCUGGUAAAUCAUUAUGUCAUGACGUGGGUGCGUCUGUAAGUAAGUUAGUAAGUAAGACCACGUCAAGGUUCUCUUAAGUUUUCCCCAAGUGUCUUUUUUUAUUUAUUUUGAAAUACUUUGUUCAGAAAGAUAUGAAAGGCAAUAGAAAAAGAAACUUAUUGAAAAAAACAAAACACACCACAACAAGGUACGCAAUGUUCCAUGAAUCUCCCGGAAUACUUGGAGUUAGCAAAAGACCAAUUAUUGGCAUAACAGAAUACUCAAUCCUGGCCCCAGUUGUUCAAAAGGUAUCAGAUAAAUAUCCAUCAACUUGAUAGUGCUAUUGGUUUUCCUAAUAUUUAUCCACUCGAUAGUGAUUUAUCCGGUGGAUGACGCUAUCCAUCGUUUGAACGUUAGGGGCCAGAAGUGUUCACUUAAGGAUCUUUUCCACUUUUAGCUGGAUUCACUGCAACGUGCCAGUAACCUGAAGCCAGGUCUAAUGUGCUGGACCACUUUGUCCCUGAAAACACACGCACACAGUCAGUGUGUGACACACAAAAAAAUAUCUUUCAGAGUUACUGCAUUUAAGGGACGGUUCAUUAUUUAUGGGAAUGACCGGGUCGGGAAAAAACCGAACGGGCUUUGAAAAUUUUUCUUGCCGUGGCGACGGGCUUUUUGUUGUUUUCUUGAACAAAGAGACCGGGCUUUAAAAAAAAUCAACAUAAACUAAAACUGUGGUAGAAACGCGGCAGUCGUUUGAUGAGAACAACACAUGGAAACUGUAUUCGUCGUUGAAAAUUCGCCCGGUAAAUUGUCGUACUUUCAUAUCAAAUAAAUAUUGCUACAAUAUUUUUGGUAAUGCAGGGAUAUACCCGCAAGAAAAAGCUCGCGCUUUGCGAUUGAACACUCGAGAAUUUUGACAGGCCACGGAAUGACACAAAUGUACUUUGUGAGCUGCUCUUUUAUAGUUGCUUAUAUUCAUAGCAAUAAAAGGGGGUGGUAAGCCUACACAACUUUUACCUCAUGCCAAAAUGCUGUUUAUUCCAAUAAAAUUGUUUUUAUCUGCUGGAUAGAUUAUGCUCUGGAAGGUUCUGCAUUUUUACUGAGCAAAUGUGAUUUUAGCCACAUGUUUCACACUGAGAGGUCAUGAUAUACAUAUCGAUUGACUGUAGUUAUUGUUUUCUGGUCGGCAGGAUUUGCCCUCUGAUGCAAGCGUAUUUUCUUUGACCUCUUUUGAAGCGUAAAGCUUUUUUAUUACGGCUGAAUAAGGGUUGAAAUUUUCUCCAAAGUGCCUUCUGGAUCUGAAUAACUAAGCGAUUUUCUUUAGUACGUGAGUGUAAUAUUUUUCUGCAAUGCUGUAUGACGCUGGGCCCCGCUCGUCCGUUUUCUUUGCAGAAUGUUAAAUUCUCACGGAUAGUGACUUACAGAUCCAAAAUUAUAAGAGUGAACUGCAGCUUAAACUGAAGCUACAUAAACUUACUAUGGAAAAUUGAAUUGUGACUCAGUAAACUCCAGCUUAGUGUUUUUCUAAAGAUAGUGUGAGUCUUUUGACUGGAGCGCGUAGUUCCUCCCUUGGUAAUAGCUUUGAAUAAGCUUAACAGUCUUUAAACUGUUUUGUUGUUGCCACAGUUUGUAAUCAGGCAAGACCAUGGUUUCGGUUCUCCACACGAACCUCAUCAGUUGCCGGGUUGGCUUUGUGCUUAGUUGCUUUUGCAAGAGCAACUUUAGUUGUACUUUGUUGUGGCGAGAACGGUACAGCCGUUCUAUCUAUUGAGCUUUGAACUUGAACAUAAAUACCCACGUGGUGGAUCGAAGUUCUUGUUUUCCUAUUGGCUUCUGAACGUAACCAUUUACGGAGUGUGUAUUUCGAUCCUCUUGUGCUUCAAGCUAGAGGUGUGUUUUCUUGGAUAGCAUUUCGUGAAAAUUUAAGCACUUUCUUUUAUGGAAGAGUUCAAGGACUCUUGUAAAUAGGUGCGCACAGAGUUUCCGUACACUCCCUCUAAAAACUGGACUGGAUACGUUCCUUGUUAGGUGAGCAUUGUUGAACUUUCUACUCUGUGCUUGGUUCUUAUUAGUACCUGUGCCUGUCUCGCGAACGUGUUUAAAAACAUGUUUGUGGAAACUUAUUCCUUUAACAAAAUGUCGAAAACUUUCAAGGAAAAUGUUACUCCUCCACAAGAAGUGCUAUCUGGAGAGGUUGGAAAACUCCAAACGCUUCUUGCAAGUCAUUUAAUACGAACGGUUAUAUAACCGUGUUCAAAGUAGCUUGCGUUGCCUGCGUGCAGACGUCUACAAAGGAAAUAGGAGAUGUCUGCAAGCAGGCAAUAGCCUGUGUAGCAUGGCGGUUAUGCUUGGGCGCACUAAGCAAUAAAGGCGGGCGAGGGCAGAGAAGCAGCGAGGAGACUGGGGCGGGAGUAACUUGAACUUUUAUUUUUAGCAACUUUUAUUUUUCUCGUGGCCUCGCCGCUCGUUCUCGCGCGCUUCGUGCAAAUUUCGCGGCUUCGCCGCUCUUACACCCGGCUCGACAAAACUAACUGCCAUGCUACGCAGGCUAUGUUCAAAGAUAUAUUUAGGACUUUUUCACUUAUUUGGCAAACGAUGAAAUGCCUCAAGCGGGAUGGCAUUUGUUAACUUGCACUUUUCACAGAUGUUAAUAAAUUAUUGUUUGUAAUCGCUGAACUCGUUUGAUAGCCGUUUGCUGACUCGAACGGCGAACAGUUGUGUAUUUGAUCCGAACAUGCACUAGUUGCUCUAGUCGUAAAUAAACAUUAGGGCCAUUUAUACGAGGAAAAAUAAGACGCGUCUUACAUAAGAUGCCUCUUAAAUAAGACGCGAACUGUACCAUUUAUACGAGCAUGUCUUAUCUAAUAAGACGUGUCUUAGCUAAGCCGCGUCUUAUUUUAGACGAAAUGUGCCGUUUAUACGGAAAGUUCGAGUCUUAUUUAAGACGCGUCUUAUGUAAGACGCGUCUUAUUUUUCCUCGUAUAAAUGGCCCUAAUGAAUGAUUUUCACAAGGUAUUCAGUUCAAUUUGAACAGGCUUUGAAAAAUUUGACCCCAAAUACUGAACGGGCUACGAAAAAACAAAAUGCCAUUUGGGCGGGCUUUAGAAAGAAAGAGGAAAGCUAUUAUUUUUUUCCCGACCCGGUCAUCCUCAUAAAUAAUGAACCGUCCCUAAACUUAUCUAAUGGUACCUUUGAGAGCCAUUCUCUGGUGACUCACUAGUUCAAGGGUAGAAGACCACAGACUAUUUGACUGUCUAACAAUGAUUCAAGAAGUCCUUCUCCUGGAGAGGUGUGGCUUGUUGCUCUUUAAUACAGGUCUUUCAUUUCUAUGAUCCAUGAGGCAUACUCUUGAUUCUGACAGGGUCAAUAACUUCUGCUACUAACACACUGUGCUUACCUCUUGGCCUCUAGUCCUCAAGGGAAACUGCUCUGUUGCAACUUACUGGACUGUCAAGGAUACCCUUUUCCUCCCUCCUGACUGAUAAUCUGAUAAAUGCCUUCCUUUCCUCACUUUCCUCAUGUCUCACAGUUCUUUCCUCUGGUGGCUAUCCUUUUCCUGUGCUUGUGCAAAAUAGUUUUGGUGUCUGGUGGUCGCCUGGCAUUGAGCUCAUCAGUAUACACUUGUAAUAUUGCAAGGCCCUAACAUGUAGUAAAAUGGACCGAGUUCCAUAAAAACGGCUUUUUGUAAAGGUAAAGCUUGAAAGCACACAGUAAAUCAACACAGAAUUGGCAUUUGUUAAUUAUCUCCCAGGAAAUAAGAAGUCACAAAUAUUCCUCAAGCUGGGUGAAAGGUGUGCCAAAUUAGAGGCCAUAUCUUAAGAAGAGCUGGGAUUUUGGUUUGGAUAUAACACAGCUGUGUUUCAAAUAAAUAAUGAUUCUGUGAUAGCUUAUCCAGCUAUUGGUUCUUCAUAUACCUUAUACUUUAUCCUUACUGGAACUUGUAGAUGCUUGUUUUUGAGGAGAGGGGAAAACUGACAGAAGUACCCUGAGAAAACCUUCCACAGCUAAAACCAACAUCAAACUCAACCAUGUGACAUCACCCCCAGGGUUGGAAGCUGGGCUGCACUGUAGCUAACUGCUUUGCAGAUCUGAUGUGUUUCACCAUGAAAUUUUUUUUCUUUAGGUGUCAAGGCUAUUUCGACAUGGAAACAGAAUAACAUUUAUAAGAGAUCUUGAGCUGCGUUUGGCUGAAGUAUUGGCUAUGAAAGGUUUGUGCUUGUGUACAGUGUACAUGCAUUUUUGAUGUUCACUCCUAUUAAAAGUAAUUGGACAAUUUAAAUAAUCCUUCGGCUUUAAAUGUUUGUUAGAAAAAAUGAACCUCAAAACCCCCUUCCCCUAGUCUUGGUUGUAUUGCAGCUUAUUUCUAUGUCUGUCUGGAGUAUGGCGUUUUUCUUGUAUGUGAAGGUUAGGGUAGACUGGCAUCCCAUCCCCGAGUUGCUUCUUUCUCAUGCCCUUCGUUUUUCUCACAUCGGCGAGCGCGAAACGCGAGUGACUGGUGACGAAGCGCAAGGGACCAUGGGAAAGAGAAAGAAAAGGCGCGAAGCUAAGCGCGAAGCCCGUUUUCUCCUUCCCGCCUUCUUUUGCACGCAAAUGUUCAUCGAGAGAGAAAGAGAGACGUCUGGGUACGAGACAGCUCCCGGAGGGAGUAACAAUACCUCUAGAUGCUUCAUGUUAGCCCCUUGACUUAUUCAUAUACAGGCGUUACCUAUCCUUUUUCUUGUACGUGCAGGUGGGGUUGGAAUGCAAUCAGAUACCUUUAGUUAAGCUUCUUUUUGAGGAGUCCAUAAUUUGACAGAUCAAAUUUUUUCAUGUUUUUAAUCAGUGGAAAGCUCCAAUUGUGAAAGGCCUUGUGACCAGAGAUCCGAGGUAUUUACACUUUUAAUUGCAACAUGUAAAUUAUAUUUGUACACGAUUAUUAGCACUGGAUUAUACUAUAUUCAAAUUCAUAUCAUUAACAUCCAUAACAUUUUUGCCAUAUCACAACAAGUCCACUUCGGGGCAGCGGAACCCCAUAGCUAAUAGGAAAUGGAAACCUAUUGAUCCGAGAAAAUUUGGUUAUGGCGUGAGCGUACGCCCAAACGACCGUCCGUACAGACUCUGAGGGUACGUGCAGCACCUAGAAAUUUGUUUGCCCACAGACUACUUGCCUGCAACUAAAGCGUUUAUCAUUUCAGUUAACUAAAGUUUUAAAAUUAUCGUGUUCUUGUACUGCCGCCACAAAAUGAAACACAACUGUUGUCAGGGUUGUUUUUCUGUUUUUCAAAACUGAAUUGUUUAUUUGGUUUUGUGUCGAGGAAAUUGUCGCAAAGGGAUUCAUCGAUGGCUGCGUUUUUGACAAAUUGAUGCAGGCUCCUUACGACGGACUGAAAGAAAAAUCGAUGAAUAGUUUAUGAAAUUAUGAUAUUUAAAAUGAUCUUUUUGGACAGUUAUGACAGUAAGGCAGUAACUAUAAUUUAUGUUUAAUUUUCUUAGGACACGGAAAAGAGCAAUUUAAGUGAAGAUUAUGACUACAUCGUCAAGGAGACAAGGAAGUUGAUAGAAGUACUCAAACCCCACGUGGUAAGGGUGAAUGGAAGUGACGAGAGGACACACCUAGAGGCAACCAGUCGUCUAUAACAUGAUCAAGCUAUCAGUUAACCCUUUCACUGCCAGAGUGCUUGAUGGAGAUUCUAUGGUGACUCUAACUUUUGAGUCUGUGGAUGAAAUCCUACGAUGUGACCAUUCAAUUGAAAGCUCUCUGCCUGUACUUUCACACAAUGCUAUUUGUUUUAAAAAAUUUCACAAGGUGAAAUGUGGACAUUUGGUUGAAAUUUGCUUUUGAUUAAAUUUGGCAGUGAAAGGGUUAAGGAAACAAAAUGGACUGGUUUGUUAGCUAGGAUCCGCGCCCUUUUUCUAAAAAAAUUGUGAUUGCAGUAUUUGAUUUCGGACCUGAAAAGCACGCUCUCCAUUAUACCAGGCAUGAUACAUGGACGGACAGCCAAGAAGAGGGACAACAACUUAACAUGGCCACACAGUGUGUCUUCUGCGAAAUGACAACUUGGCGGAGGGGGGGGCGGUAAACACUUCAGACUAAGCGAGGGAUUUUGCAGGUUUUGCCCUUGGUCGAAUGUAGUUUUUGUUAACUUCUAAGUGUCCAGACUGUGCUACCACACCUUUCAACCACUGUGUUGUUAUAACUAUUUCUUUUAGUUCAAGCAUGAUAAGUCAUUUUUGUUUGCUUGUAUUGUAUAAACGCGAUUCCACUCUUCAUAAGACUUAAGCGACCACCCAAAAUGCGAAGACUCUGUUUUCGCUCGCGGGAUGUAGCCUGAGACAGGCUCUCAGAUAGUAAGAUGUAAUAAGAUGCGGCGAUCUGGGGAAGAGGGCCACGCCCUCUCUUUCUCUUUCCCGUUUUUCGCAUCUUUUUUACUGCACGACUACACCAUCUUUGAGCCUGGAACAGGCUACUUACGGGACGUAGUCGCGUACGAGAGUCAACCCACAGGAAGUGACCUCGCAGAAGAGUUCCAGAGACAUCUACUUUCUGAAUGAGAAUUCAUUGUAUUCAAUUUCUGGGUUAUGGUAUGUGUAUUUCCAUAUUGUCACUAAAAGUUCUUCCUAUGCUUUGUUUAUCGCGGUGCAAAACGAUCAACCCAAUAGAUCUUUUUCACGCACGUGAUCAGGUGGCUUUGCAAAUUCCGCGGAACAAAAGAAAGUUUCUACGUGAGAAAAUCUUACAAUAACCACAGGAUUUUUUUGGGUUUACCCGCAUGGCCGUCGUUUCAUUGUUUUACACCCUAAUAUGGCCGCCGUGAAGUAAUGCGAAAACGAUCUUAUAAAGCGGUCGCGGUUGCUUACGAGAGAUGGUUGCCUAUGAGAAGUUCCAACUGUUUGUCAUUGACUGAAAAAAAUUUGGCAUUUUUGGCCAAGUGGUGGCCUGUAGGAGGCGGUCGCAAAUGGAGGUUAGAAUGUAUUAUUAUGGCCGGCUGAAGGGACAAGAUAAGAAUUUGAUUAUAAUUUGAUUUAAUUCGAUUUAUUUAAUCAAUUAAUUGUUUUCUGUGAUUACCAGCAUGACUCCAAGAUUGUGCAGGAGUUUAAAAGACUUGAAAACCUGGCUGAAGGGAGGAGUCGCAGUUGCACUGAUACAACAGUCUACUCACUUAUAAAACGCGGGAAAAGCUGUCUCAAAUCACCUUUACAACCUCCUUUACGCAGAGGUAAUCAAUUCAUAUGUGGUAUCAUAGUUAAUAGAUUGGAAUGGUUAUGAAACCCGUCAGACGCCUUUGCUAUAUGUUUUUGUGGACUUGAAGGUGCACAAAGUUCAAUAGCGUUCCUAGCAUUUUGAUCUUAUUGACCAAUAAAAACGCCACAAUUUGCCAACAGAAAACAAGGGAUUGUGCACCUUCACGGAGCUUCCAACAAACUGCCACACCGUUUUUUUUAUAUUUGAUGUUUGUUGUUUUUCAAAACCAAUCUCCUCAAAUAACUAUGGUGGCAUUUUUGGUCCAUCAAAAUACUUUGUAGCAAAUUCUGUUGUUCUUUCUUAUUAGCAGUAGGUUCGGUACAUGUGAAGUUUGACGUUGCAACAUUCCUUAGUAAUUUUAAAUUCGUUUAAUUUGCAGCUGUUUCACUGCCUGAUCUAAAAAACCUGAGUGCAAACAGACAAGUGCAUUCAACGUUUAACGUAAGUACCUUCGGAAAUGAUUUUUAGAAACGUUUAACAGUUCUUUAGAAAGGAUUCGUAAAAUAUUUAGCCAUUAUUUAAUCAAGCUGAAUAUCGUCUGAAAAAUUAUGGAGAUCGAGGAGCGUGUUAUCCGCCGAGGCCGAUUAGGCCGACGAGGAUAACACCCUCCGAAAUCUCCAUAAUUCUUCAUAUGAUACGAAAGCCGAAUUCAAUAAUUGCUUUAUUAUUCAUUCAAAAUAAUUCCUAGUUUAAAAACAAGCUAAAGCAUGCUUACUUCCCGGAAUGUUAAGUUCAUCUUGAAUUGUUUUUUUAUCCGCAAGUUUAGGAGAUGAAGGGUUGUUCAGUGCUGCAAAUAUUCUCCAAAUAGCAGAUGUCGUCCGUCAAGUUGCCCUCUUACUUUUCUUGUUAUGUUUUGAGUCAAUAGUUCGCCUGUUUCUUCCUCGUGAAACGAGUGAAGUGUUCCGCCAUUUUGUACUUACUACCGAAACGACUCAGUCUCGUCCCCAGGUCUCCUCGAUUAACUGUUCAAAAAUCUAGCAAGUUUGCUGCACACUUGACGUCAUUUUUCACAUAUCGCAAAAUUCUUCCAAAUAUGGUCGGCAGUAUCUGGUUAUGAUAAAUUAUGCCUAGAAUUUUAGCCAAUCAGAAACGGAGAAAUAUUUUGAAUGAAAAAUAAUAGUAAUUAUGGGGAAUUUGUGGAAGGUCAUGGGGUCAAUUAUGCGAUUUCUCUGGAUAAGAUUUCGCCAGGAUAAUGAACAAUUUCUGUCUUUAAAUUCACAAAGUCUUCAGAAUAAAAUUCCAGGGACUUAGUAUCAGGUUUUCAAAGGAAAAAAGCCUCGAAUUAGUAUUUUCCUAUGUUUUCUCUAAUUUUCAUUGUUAAUAUUAUUGUCUUCGAGAAUACCGUAAAAUUCCGAAAAUAAGCCCCUCCAAAUAUAAGCCCCCCAAAUCGGUAACGCAAAAAGCCUUCCGUUAAAUAGCCCUUCCGAAUAUAUGCCCCCCAUGGGCUUGUACUCGGAAAAUUGCCCUCAAACACAAAGUAGAACAAAGCAAAAACGGGAAAUUCACUUCCAACUAUAAGGCUAGCCCAAUCGAUUUUGAAACGCAAAUUUCCCCCUUAAAAAGGGCCUUUGAAAACUAUAAGCCCCGGGGCUUAUUUUCGGAAUUUUACGGUACGUCAUUAGAUGCGAUAUUAGAUCAUUAAGCCAUUUCCGAGUUCCACAAACUGUCACUUUCAAAACGAGGCUAAGUGCAAACAUUUUGUUGUGAAAAUGAGUUUCAUUUGCGUGAGAAUAAAAACUAAUUUUCAGAUCAAUAGCUUCGCACUUUACCUCGCUUGGAAAAAAACUUGAGGAAACUUGGGGCCUGUUUACAUGGAGGUGGGGGACCCCAGGUAGGUGAGGUAACCCGCUUAGGUGGGGUAACCCGCCAGGCCAUCACGUUUACAUGAUAGGUGGAGUGACCCGCCAAAUGUUACCUCACCUACCUGUGGUCCCCCACCUCCAUGUAAACAGGCCCUUGGAAAUGGUCUAUUUAUUACACAACAUCACACCUCCAUAUCGUAUCAAAAUUAAAGCCCUGCUUUAAGGAUUUGUGAUGUGUCAUAACAUUAGAGAGGUUAAGCUUCACGUUUACGACAAACAGCAAACGCGAAUUUGUACCACGUGACCAAGUUUCCUCUUUACUUGUCGUUUACUGUUCAUUAUUUCUACAUGUAAAUUAGUAGUUUCCCGCAAUUUUUUACCCGUAAGAAUUGUUUUAAACCGUUUUUAUCUGCUCAUUUUCUAUUUUGAAAAAUUUUCAACUUGAAUCUGACGUUUGCCGUAUACGUGAAGCUUAAACUGUCUAUUAUAGACCUCUCUAACUUUGUAAAUUGGCUGCUCACAUGAUACUCUUCUCCCAUUAAUGUCCAGCAUCAAACCGUGAUUAAUUAUCACACGAAAAUAUUUGUAUGCUUUUCAGAUGACGCCCAAGUCCUGUUUGCCCUCUUACCUUAACAGUAUUAAACACCUAAGGUAGGAAAUAAAACCUAUAUCCAGUAACUUAGGCAAUAAAACUCAUAUCAUCAGUGAAAUGUUUCGUUGCUAUAAGUCCGCGAUGCUGAAUUAUUACAAAAAGUACAUGCACUAAUUGUAAAAAACGUAGCAAGCGUAUUGGAUUUAUAAGUACUUUCUCAUUUCUAGGAAAAUCGUUGAUGUAGACCAAUAGUGUGUACGCCUUUCAUUUCCGAGUUUCAAAAACUGUCACUUUUAAAACAAGGCUAAGUGCAAAAACCUUUGUAGUGUGAAAAUGGCUUUCAUUUUCACGAGAAAAAACAAUUAUUUUCAUAUCAAUGGCUUUGCACUUAGCCUCGCUUUGAAACAGAGACUACAGGUACUCGAAAAUGGCUAAAGGAGGCCGGGUGCUCAUGGUUUCAUUGAAAAUCAGUUUUUAGCGACAGGCAAAUUGACACACGAAUCCGGAUAUUUUUGUAACCGCACAUUUUUUUCACACGAAUCGUCCUUCCGGUGGCAUGAAACCACUGAAUCCGCUCACCAAACAGCAUCUUUCUAAGGGCCUGUAUACAUGGAGAUUGGGGACCCCAGAUAGGUGUGGUAACAUGAGGCGGGUUACCCCACUUAUCAUGUAAACAUGAUCAAAUAGACCUAAUGCAAAAAUGGCUGCUGGAUUAAUAUUCUUUGGUUUAAAUUAAAAUUAGCCUUGCUAGCCUCGUUCUUCAGGACAAAAUUUUAAAGAAUACAUCAUCUCAAGCGAGGCUAGUCAGGCUAAUUUUAGUUUAAACAAAAGACUAUUAAUCCAGCAGCCAUUUUUGCAUUGGGUCCAUUAAGAUGAGAGAUUAUAUGGACAGGCGGGUUACCCCACCUACCUGGGGCCCUCCACAUCCAUGUAAACAGGCCCUACGACCCCUCUCCAGAGUGGUUUAAGGCCCUGUCUACCCGAAUCCGGAUAACGGAAUAUGCAGUAUCAAAACUGGUGUCCCGGAUUCGUGAGGACAAGGCCUUCUCACAUGAAUAGUUUUGCACCUAGCCUCGCUUUUAUAAAGAGGCUGAAAAAUAACUCGGAAAUGGACUAUUUAUGAAUAAAACCAGCAAAUCAAAGCAAACACAGUAUUCUUCCAACAUUGACUUCAGUUUAAGACAAUUUUAUGAGUUGUUUUGUUCAGGCUACGGAUGUUGUUUUUGUCAUGAUGUAAUGACUUUGGAUGCAAAUAUCAACAUUUCGAGUGCUUUCAAAAGUUUUAUUCUCAAUAGGCCUUUUGCGUUAGUUGAUCACGUGAUCACGUGAAGAAAGCAGUUUGCUUUUGAAAAUUUUGUGAGCAGGAACUGAAAGAGCAUAUCAAAAUUAGAUAACCGUUAAAUUUCCAGCCUUAUAUUUCAAAAGUAGCGAUAUGCAACGGUCACCGAAAAUUAGAACGAUUUGUGCGGGAAAAACAACUUUUGCCACCCAGUCACGCUUGAGUGGUUUUCCAUACAAAUCCUUGAAGAUAUCGAAAUUUUCAAACUGUCGUAAAAUAUUUCUUUCCGCAUAAUGGGGCUCAAGUCUCCUUUUUAUUCAUAACAGGCAAUUUGAGCUUUUAAAUGCGUAAGGGAAAGAUUUAACAAAAGUUAAAAAAUUUCAAAAUUUACAAGGAAUUGAUAUGAAAAACCACCAAGCUUGACUGGGUGGCAGGAGUUUUUUUUUCUCAUAAAAGUCCUAAUUUUCGGCGGCGGUUGUAAUCGCUACUUACCAGAUAUACGGCUUAAAAUUUUCAUGUUGCUAAAUUUUGAUAUGCUCUUUCAGUUCCUGCUAACAUGAUUUUCGAAAGGCGAACUAUUUUCAUGUUUACUGAAAGUUGAUCAUGUGACCAACUAUUGCAAAAGACCUGUUGAUGUCUGUUCCUACUAGAUCAUAACACAGACGAUAAUUAUUUAAUAUUUACUUUUUAUGGCAAAUUGGGCAGCUCUGAUUUUGUUUAGUUUUGGUAUUCAGACAUCUGCACGAGCUGUGUGAGUGGGGAGCUAAAGAAGGACUCAAUAGAUUACGCACCAUAUUGAAGGUAUUCAAGUCGUGAAACGUAUUUUUUAUCGUGGUUCCUUCUUUUCCUUACAUAUUAACAAUUCCGUCACAUGUUCGGAAUAAUCUCCGAGCGUUUCUAAAACUGCGCGCCUUGUUUGAGAAAACGGAAAAAAUUCUCGUGACCUCAUUCGUGAGUAUCUACUUUUAUAGAUCAUAGGCAACGACCAAUCACAUUGCGCAUAGCAUUUGGUGCAUUAUUUAAGUCUUAACAGACACAGGAAACGUCCAACCACAGCGCGCAUAGUAUUCAAGUAACUUGUAUAAAAGAAAAUAUUGCAGGGAGAUUCAUUCGAAAGCCUGGAAACAGCGGCUAUAUUCUGUUUUGAAAACGAUAAUUUCCAAAACCAGUUAUUUUGGUUGUUCACCAUGUUUUCUUCUUCUUUUUUUUUUCAUAUGUGAACUGAAAGUACUACAGCAGAGAAACAGCAGCACUUUUAAUAGAGCAAACAGAGACAAGUCAUCUUGGUGAGAUUAAACUUUCUAUUUAGCAGUCACUCCUAACUAUGCUCUCACACACGCUGCUAGUUUUAGGAAAUUUAAACUUUUUGUCAAACUGUUCAACUGUGGCUCAACCCAGCUAAAUGGUUGGUGAGUCGGGUUAUAGUUUUUCUUAACUCUCUGGUGAUUGCUAAACGCUUUCAAAAGUUUGUUUCUUCUAAAUGGUGAUUGGGAAUACUCCAGCUCGUGUCCAAUAACUGGGCCGUUAUUAUUUCUAAGGUCAACGCAAUUUGAAAACUGGACACAAUGACAUUCAACUAUAUUUGUACUUUAUUUCAGACCAUUUUCCUUCGCUUCUGACAAUUGGUCGGAGUGUAGUUUGUAAUGUCCUUCACAAGACCGACUUGUAAGUUCAUUUAAUACAUAUACAGUCAUAGUCUGUUUUGAAAGAUAGAUUUAUGAGCCUACCUUUGUUAUCGCAGCCCCAACAACCUAACUCAUAUGCCUUGGUAGUAACCGUGCUUACAUUGUGAACGGCUCCUCCUAAAAUGUUAGUCAGUUAGCUUCAAUUAGUACAGCAUUUAAUGGAGCCGGAACCAGUUGUGGAAUUACACACUUUUUAGGCAUCCUACUAACGAGUAGUUUCUUCUUUUAGACACUUCCGGCAACUACAAUUUGCCGGUUGUGCCCUUUGAUUUGCCAGCCAUAACUUUAGCCCUUUUUAGCUAGUAGUUAAAAAAAAGAAUUUCAGUCAAAAAACAGUUUUCAAUGGCUCCGAAUGCGGUAACACCAAAAUCAGCUACUCUGACAAACACAACAGACCAAUGAACCUUUUAACAAAUGAGCCAAUCAGAAUGAGAUGCGAAUAGAAAACUUGUGCAAUCAGCUCACCAAUUGUUUUAUUCCUGAUUGCUUGAGACAGUGGCGGAAAUAUUUUAGCUAAUUACGAAUUGAGCAAAUAAAAACCAAGGCAAUCGCUCCACACAUGUCCAAUAUACACAAACGGAUACGAUUCGUCAAACCGAUGGUCCAAUGGUACGGUUGGUACCAAUAGAAAAGGAUGUCAUUCCAAUGGUUCUGUUGGUGAAUAUGCAUCUCAUUAAGGGGACUUAGAUUAUUUCCUCAUGUGAUCUGGCUGGGUACAGGGCAAUUCCAAUGGUCCAUUGGUACCAAUGGUACGAUUGGUACCAAUGGAAAAGCACCCUAUUCCAAUGGUUCUAUCGGUGAAUAUGCCUCUCAUUAAGGGGACUUAGAUUAUUUCCUCAUGUGGUCUGGCUGGGUACAGGGCAAUUCCAAUGGUCCAUUGGUACCAAUGGAAAAGCACCCUGUUCCAAUGGUUCUAUUGGUGAAUAUGCAUCUCAUUAAUAAGACUUAGAUUAUUUUCUCAUGUGGUCUAGCUGGGUACAGGGCAAUUCCAAUGGUCCAUUGGUACCAAUAUUCCAGUGGUUCUAUUGGUGCAAAACAAGUUCGCUUUUACACCAAGUAAAAACGCGCUAAUAAUUAUUAUGAAUAUUCCCCGUUCUAUAAGCCAACCAAGCAAUGACAAGUUUGCUUUUACACCAAGUAAAAGCGCGCUAUAAUUCUUAUGAAUAUUCCGCGUUCUAUAAGCCAAUCGCGCAAAACAAAUUCGCUUUUACACCAAGUAAAAACGCGCUAAUAAUUCUUAUGAAUAUUCCUCGUUCUAUAAGCCAACCACGCAAAACAAGUUGCCUUUUGCACCAAGUAAAAACGCGCUAAUAAUCAUUAUGAAUAUUCCUCGUUCUAUAAGCUAACCACGCAAAACAAGUUCGCUGUUACACCAAGUAAAAACGUUCCAUAAUUCUUAUGAAUAUUCCUCGUUCUAUAGGCCAACCACGCCAAAACAAGUUCGCUUUCACACAAAGGAGAAACGCGCUAAUAGAUACAAAGCGAGGGCGACCUAUAUAUCUAGCGCUAAUAAUAUCUCAAGGUGCUGCGAGUAUAACAAACAUCGUACGAACUUUAAAAUUGAAAGGUAACGCGUCACUGUCGUGUUCGUUCUGUUUAUUGUGAUUCACGAGCAAACAACAACAUGACAUAUGAAUGUCUUCUUUCCUGUACGCAAGCACUAUUUUUUGGUAAUUCCUAUUUGUUUAAAAGAACCCGAAACAACGCGGAAAGGUGCGAAACUAGCAAAGUGGUAUUGAAGCAACAGGUUUUAACAAGUGUACUUAACUCACUGUGAAAUUAACUUCUAAAAUUACUUAGCGCAAUGUCAUUAUCUACAUGGAAGUGUUUAAACCAAAACAAGUUUUCAAUGAAGGGUGGUUAUAUCAUGUUGUUGGUUAUGACUUUGUAUUGUAUUUGGUGGCUCCUAAAAGAGCCGUUUUAUAUUCAAGUGACUGAAGAAAAUAAUCUAAGUCCCCUUAAUGAGAUGCAUAUUCACCAAUAGAACCAUUGGAAUAGGGUGCUUUUCUAUUGGUACUAAUCGUACCAUUGGUACCAAUGGACCAUUGGAAUUGCCCUGUACCCAGCCAGACCACAUGAGAAAAUAAUCAAAGUCCCCUUAAUGAGAUGCAUAUUCACGAAUAGAACCAUUGGAAUAGAGUGCUUUUCCAUUGGUACCAAUCGUACCAUUGGUACCAAUGGACCAUUGGAAUUGCCCUGUACCCAGCCAGACCACAUGAAAAAAUAAUCUAAAUCCCCUUAAUGAGAUGCAUAUUCACCAAUAGAACCAUUGGAAUAGGGUGCUUUUCUAUUGGUACUAAUCGUACCAUUGGUACCAAUGGACCAUUGGAAUUGCCCUGUACCCAGCCAGACCACAUGAGAAAAUAAUCAAAGUCCCCUUAAUGAGAUGCAUAUUCACGAAUAGAACCAUUGGAAUAGAGUGCUUUUCCAUUGGUACCAAUCAUACCAUUGGUACCAAUGGACCAUUGGAAUUGCCCUGUACCCAGCCAGACCACAUGAAAAAAUAAUCUAAAUCCCCUUAAUGAGAUGCAUAUUCACCAAUAGAACCAUUGGAAUAGGGUGCUUUUCUAUUGGUACUAAUCGUACCAUUGGUACCAAUGGACCAUUGGAAUUGCCUUGUACCCAGCCAGACUACAUGAGAAACUAAUCUAAGUCCCCUUAAUGAGAGGCAUAUUCACCAAUAGAACCAUUGGAAUACUGUGCUUUUCUUUUGGUACCAAUCGUACCAUUGGUACCAAUGGACCAUUGGAAUUGCCCUGUACCCAGCCAGACCACAUGAAAAAAUACUCUAAGUCCCCUUAAUGAGAUGCAUAUUCACCAACAGAACCAAUUGAAUAGGGUACUUUUCCAUUGGCACCAAUCGUACCAUUGGUACCAAUGGAGACCCUUCUUAUCGCCACUAACACCAAUGGAGUCUAUUUGUGAGUAUUGGACAACCCUCGCCGAAGGAGGUCGCAUGGCCGAGGGGUCAGCGCGAUGGACAUGUAAUUCCAAAGUCUAGUUGAAUGUCAGUUACCUGUUGCACUAUCGUGAUGGAUUUGUAUCUCGAAAUCCCCAAAUUAGCACAGUUGUUAUACGUGCAAAAACCCCUUCCAAGGAAAGAGUAAUUCAAAAAGUACCUACUUAUUUUGCUCAUUCUACUUUCUACACAGAAUUGAUAACCACUCUAUGUGCUUAUUAUGUUGUGUCGAUUUGCUUUUCAUUUUUGUGAGCAGAAAAUGCAUCAGCAAAAAUUGGCCAAAAAAGUCUUGCCAAGAUCCUCCAGCGGACGGAUGUUUCACAAGAAAAUCAUCUGUAUGUAGAGGUUUAUUAGCGUAGCGCUUUUUAUAUAAAAACGAAGUUAAUUGUCCUGGCUAGUUACAACAGUAGGAGAAAGUUAAAUUAGCCUGUGAGAACUCGAGCUAAAAGGCGUGAAAUCUCGCCCAAGUGUGGGAGCACUCGUUUGAAAGCAACGACUGUUUUUUUUUUUUUUUUUACCUUCAGUGACCAUUGGACUAUAAGGAAGUAGCACAAGAUAUUCGGCUUAUGAAAACCAAAGCGAUGAAGAACUAAAGAUACCAGAAAUCAUCCGUAGCUGAGACGUUUUUUGUUCAAAUGCGUUUCAUUUUUUGUUAAAUGAACAGGGUUCUUUUCAAUAAAGUAGCCUGGAAUCUUUAAGAAACCCCUGUUUCCAUUGGCCUUUAAAAACACAUACACGUUCGCUCCCGGUUAUGAGUGUUCUUUGGUUAUUCAUCUAUUGUUUCAUAAGCAAAACCCCCCUCGUUCCGAGAUGUCCUUGGCACCCCUUAAAUUUUGUAAGUGUUCUCGAAACCUUCUACUCGUGUCACCUACCAGGCGUGAAAAAAGGCUUCAUCAAAGGGUAAGCGCUCAGCCUUCUAAGGACUAAUUCCUCGCAGAUCACAUUUGAGAGGAAUAUCAGAAAUUUUCACAACCGCCUGUUAGAAAGAGGCUACUCUGCCGUUAUUUCAAGAAAGUACCUUUCUGAGGUAAAAUUUGGCGACAGGAAAACAGCCCUACAAGAGAGAAACAAAUCCGCAAGCAAAAAACUUCUACCUUUUGUUACACAAUACCACCCGGCUUUACCUAGCCUGAAGAGAAUACUUAUGGGGAAAUGGCACCUUAUACAAAACCAGCAACGACUAAGAGAAAUCUUUAAGGAGCCUCCACUCAUAUCUUCUCGCAAGGGAAAAUCUCUUAAGGACCUAUUAGUUAGAGCGAAGUUCUGAAGGUUAUACUGCUUCUAAUACGACUUAAUGCAGGAGUCGUGUGAUGCCCGUCGCUUAUUUUUAACCAUGUCCCUUCUGAGGCCUAUAUGGACUUAGUUCACCGUAAGUUUCUCCUGCAUCGAAGGUUACAGCGUCCAAUCGAUAUUUGGAAUGCCGUGCGUUAGAAUGCUGUCUCCUUGAGUUGGUUGCUGUUUUUCCUAAAUUUAAAGUUUGUGUGUAUUUCAGAAUACCAGCUUGUACAGUUUGGAAUCGUUCCAGUCUUGUUUGGAGGAAGAAAUGGUGGGAUCUUUUAGAUCAACUGAUGGUAUUAUCUCACCAUUUUCUCCAUCGUAAGUUGCUCAGCCAACAAACUUGGAGGUUUCAUGCAUCGUGUGUGAAGUGCACAAAAGUUUACCCGCUUGAGGAUUUAUUUAGAUUUGUUUUUAUUUGCGAACCCAAAUGCUCCAAGAAUAAAUACCUUUUAGACAUAUAAACGUCUGUUAUCGUCGUAAGAAAAAAGUAAUAACGCUGUCUGGUGAAGCACACUUGAGAGAUUUCCAAGAGCUUUAAUCAACCAAGUUGUCCUCAUCAACUAAGAUAAGUUCUGCUGAGAUUUGAAAAAAUUCUCAUUUCUUUACAAAGAAUACUACAGGCAUUUGAAGAUAGAGAAAUAAAAAAAUGAACAAAGAAAAAACUUCUGUAAUAUUGAUGCUGGAGUAGUCCAAAACUGUGUAAGUGAGGUAAGAAAAAAGGUUUCGUUGUGACUUCUCGCCAAUUAAGAAAGUGAGGGAAAGUAAAAGUGGCUCUUACUUGCUAGUUUGGCAAAGGGGGAACACUUACGUAGGGUAGGUAACUUCACUUGGCCCACGUUUCAUAUGUUACUGAGGUUUAGACUUGGCAAGGCUUUGUCCUUGAUAGUUAAAUUUUGUUUCUCUGUACAUCUUAUUGCUCUCUUCGAAGUGCCAUGGCUAACUGAACUGUCUCUUGUUAGAUCGUCAUUCCAUGCUGACCUGCAAGGAGGUGAUAAACUCGAAUCCUCAAGUUAUGGCAGCUCUGAUGAUUCCAGAACAGAAAACAGCGAUGUCAUGUCGGUUCAUUCAGAUUCGUCGGUUGCUACUGCAAGAGAGAGGCUAUUGUCGACGGAAUACACCUUAGUUGGUGAAGAUGCUCCGUCCGAGGGAACCCAUCCGCGCUUACGAAGAAUACGAAGUACAGUCUCGGAAGAGAAAACUGAAAUGCCUCAUAGUCCACCGAGUGGCUUAAGUCGUAGUUUAGGAAGUAUUAAUACAACUUUCUCUGACGCUGGAAGCUUGCGAUUUCAGCGCACACAUAAUGAAACUGUUCCGCACAUUCCUAUUGUGCGGAACAACAUUUCAAUUAAAAUGACUUCACCAAAGGGAGAUAAAGUCCCUGUACCAGCGGGGUGGAAGCUUCCCCCAGGAGUAUGAAUAGUAGAAACAAUUUAUCAGUUAGAAAUGCGUUCAUACGAUCCAAAAGUGACGGAAGUUCCGGCAGUUCGUCACCAUCAAGAGAAGAGAAGCUGUCUCCAAAACGUCUACCUUACAGUGCUAGGUAAGACGUGUUACAGUUGCUAGACACUUUUCGCAUGUUCUCUUAUUUAGUUAAUCUGAAGUUACAGCAGACCCUCAAACCCAGUUUGAACUGAUCUUGUUUCAAUACGUGGUAUGAAAUCGAUUUACCGCUUUCGGACUUGCCUGAUGGGGAAAGGAUCAAAUAGGACUUGAAAGUCGCAUGUGGGAUACCCAUCUAACCCAUCUAAUGCUUAACAGGAUUGAAACAGACCGCAUUGGCCAAAAAGGGUGCUGCACAUCCAGAGUUUUUUGAUUGAGCUCGCUAGAAGCAUUAACACGCAACGAUUUCCUUGAAAAACUGAGGAUUAAAUGGAAAUCCCAAGAUGAACUCAAUGACCGCGGGUAGUCAUAGAGAGGCUUCGUAGUAUACCAUCCUUUCUUAUGACUUCAUGCCAGGGUUAUACUGCUUCUUAUGAAAUGAAUCUCGCGCUUAAGAUUUCUUGUGUUUGGAUUGAUUUAGGGGCUCACACUUGCAGUCUUUACCUUAACAUAAUUGCUUCAAGAGUUUUGGCUAUUCAUUAAGUUGAAUAUAUUCUGCUGAAAAAUUACUAAUAAUUUUAUUAGUUCACUAAAGCUUUUGAUUGUUGCGAAAAUCGAUAUGGCAGUGUAUGGUUUGGCAAGGUUUAGCGAAAACUGUGAUCAUUUGUAUUGCAUAAUACCAUAUGUGAUUUAUCCUAGACCAGAAAGGGUUCGACUUCGAUGCUUUGCUGAAGAGGUUUCUCAACCACUCGAAACAUACACAGGUAACACAAGUUAUGGCUCCCUGAGUCUAGUACAACAGCUGUUGCCAAGUGCUUUUUCCUAUUGCAUUAUUCUGGGAAGGCUGCAACUAGAGUCUUAUUGUCUGUCCAAGCCAUGGGCCUUUUAUGUAAAUACUACUUGCUCUUAUUACUUUACCAGGUUCUAAUUUGUUGCUGUUGCGGAAUAACUGGAGUUGUGGAGUUCAUCUUCUCUAUGCUCUUCUUUGUGGAAGACCUGUAGUUGUUCUGGGCGAGCCUCGAAAUGAAAGGUUUGUUUCUUUUGAGCAACAUCCAAAUGACGCUGUUUAACACUAUGUCAAUUUGAAGCAAAGUUCAAACAUGGAAAUUUCGAUGAAGUAUAGUUCCAAGUAGUAAGAAAUGUUGUUAUACUGUAACUUAAAGGCAGUGUUCCCUAUAUUCAGCAAGUUUUAAGUAUGAGCCUUUGUUGAAACAUUUAGGAAUACUAAAGAAUAGCUAAUUUUUUUUAACUAUUUUACGAUCUCUUGAAGGCAAGUGCAACCGCAAGUCCUGAACUAGGACUUACAUGGAAUUCUUUGUGUUCUGCCAUUUGGCUUUUUCAACACCCCAAGUGCAUUCAUUCGACUCACUAAAUUAUUUUGCAAAUUGUUUAAGGUGACAACAGGAAAUCAAAACCUAGUGAGGAAUGCAGGAGUGAUGUGCAUAUUCGUAAAAUACCUUUUCUUCAUGAGGCCGUGAAUAGUUUUUACUGGGUUUUCAUGUUACUUUAUUGCUUUAUUUAAGGGAAGUGAGAGUACUUGUUUCUGCUUUGUGGAUGUUCGUGCCAGAAAAUAUGAGGUUCGUUGGUCCUCUUAUGUUAAUAACAAUUUGUUUUAAAAAACAGAAGGGUUGAAUGCUGUUCUUUUUCUUUCAUGAUACCCCACCCCCCCUAGGCGUGAAGAUUCUUGUGUCAUUUCAAGGUGGCACUCUCCUUGCACUUUGCGGGAGAUGGUCAGUGAACGCCUUUUUCUGUGAGAGGCAAUGUAUUUAGCAUAAAAGUAUUCCUGUGUGGUCAUCCAAGCCAUCGAAGGAUCUGGCCAUUUGCAGGGCGACGGCAGUACCUUCAUUUAAGACCAUGAGUACUGGUCCGGUCCGGAAUUCAAAUCCUUGACCUCCCGCCCUGCAGUCAAGCGCUGUACCGACUGAACUAGUCUUUUUGCGUUUCGUGUGUGGUUGGCUUUAAUGGAUGAACACCUAGAAAUAAUCUCUUUUGCAUAACAAUUCUCCUAUUGUUAAGGUUCUUUAGUCGGAAGCUUUAAUUUUAUUAAAAUUUUGUUUUGGAAGAUAAGAACCACCUGUGCAGCAUGACGAGCCGGUACAUUGACGAAGAAAAGCACCCUUCUUUUGCUUUUAAUCGGGUGGGAUUCCAUCUCCUGAUUUAGAUGAGCGGUGUGCAACUCAGCAUUUUCCUUCUAGAGCAAGGGCUUAUGAGCUUCUUGUUCUCUUACUUUCGGUAUUUUGUAGUUGAUUUAUGCUGUUGCUUUUCUUCCAGUCAUGGUAGGGCAGUAGCUCCCUGGAGGACCAAGCCACUCCAGAUUGCUGAUCUUUCAUGGUGAGUACACUAAAGGGAGAUUCAGGCCUAAUAGCCCGUUCAAAUUAGAUCUGAACUCAAAUUUUCCUCACGAAUACACGAGCUCCAAAGCACCUUUGAUGGCCUUAUAGUAGACCAAACAUGAAGUACGUAUAAAACAACACCUGCUUCCAUAGUGGGCAGAAGUGGCUCAAACGUUUUCGGCAAGAGUUGAUACGAAAGUGGCUGUUUUUAAAGCGAUGAUUAAUGAAAGUUUAAUUCAAUUUAAAUUUGUUUCAGUGCACUUGGAUUAAUCUUCAAAACACGAACAGCUGCAGUGGUUUAUGAAGUAGCGAAGCACGAGAGUUUUGAGACUUGAUUAUACACGUGAUGUGAUGGGUUUAAAUAGCUGAAAAACAUUUCCCCCCAUUUCUAGUACUAUUGUUGUUAGUAAUACGGGCACCUAGUUAAGCCAUGCAACUUUUUCUUCUUUAAUGUUACAACGUUUUCUUAACAGGCUGAAACUCGCUGGACUUGCCAAGAGUAGGCACCUCAACAUGGUCCCCAAAUCUGUAAAGGUGACGAUAACUUGCACCUUGUAUGCUUUUAAACUAAGACAAGGAGUAUAGGCUAAAAUUAGCCAUUUAGACCCCCUCUAUACAACAACUUGUUUAGCCUAAAAUUUGAAAAGGGUAUUAUUUUCUAAAACCUAUUUUUAAAAAAAAACAAUUUUGUACACUUUGGCUAAUAAGGUAAGUCAACAUUCAGGAUCCUCUUCGGUAGGUGCCUUAAUACAUAAACUGCAGGAAUGAGCUGAAUACCACUUUAAAAUACUCUUAGCUACAAUGUAUUUCUUCUUCAGAAAAUAAGAACCUAUUUAGGAACCUAAAUAGCUUAAAUUUUUGCAAAUCAUCAUUUAUGUAAGAACCUGUUUUGGCUAACUUGGUAAAAUGCGGGUUCUUAGUUGUGGGUUUUUACUGUAUUUAAAGGUCGUAAAAUGGUGUUAAAUGCCCUGGUAUUUUUUAUUUUAUAGAGAUAUGUGUCUCUGCUGGAUUAUGAAAAGGAUCUUAUUGUGACACCGCAAUACAAGGUAUACGUGUAGGUUUCUGUCAGAAGUCCGAUGUGUUUAAUUACGAAUACGAUUAUUGACAGACUUGGAGGGAUGAAAUUCUGUUACUAAUUUGAGAAAGAUACAGUGGUAUUCUAAACGCUGUAUUUUAUUAGAGGACAAGAGUUUUGUGUUGGAUGUAAGGUAUUUUUUCGUGGAUUUAAGUUCUAUUUACACAACGCUAGAGUAAAACGUGUGAGAAGGUAGCGAAUUUAUUGAGUAAAAGGUCGAGAGGCGGAACCUAAUCAUGAGCAUUCCAGAUGGUAAAAUCUUUUGCACGCUUUGAAGAAAAGCAUUCGAAUGCCUUUACACCGCCCAUUUCUCAAUGUGCCUGUUUAAACGUACUUGUAACUUCGUUAUCUUAGUUCUUAUCCUUUGUCAAUAUGUUAUCGUUUUUACUUUUUAUCCUUUUUAAUCUACGUAAAUCGUACAUUGAUUUUGAUGAUGAUGUCGAUGAUGAUAUGGAUGAUAGUUAUUAUUAUUAUUAUUAUUAUCAUUAUUAUUGGGAUGUACAUAGAAAUUUUUUUUUUUAGUUUAUAGACAGUUGUUUACAUUUGCUCUGUUGAAAACCACCAGACCACCAAGAAGUCCUUUUUAACUAUAGUUAUACUAAAUUUGUAUGUAAUUUUCAAUUUGAGAAGAGUUUAAUAAAUUAUGUUUUUUUGAUAAAAAUUAUUAUUAUUAUUAUUAUUAUUAUUAUUAUUACAAAAUGAAAGUCAGUAUAGUCUUCUGUGCUAAGUCUAUCUCUACUUAUUUGCCUUUAUUUUUCUACAGGGACACUACCUUCGGUCUUUUUGCAACUACGCCAGUAAGUGGCCAGUAAGUAUCUGUUGUGAAUACAUUUACGUCGUUAGUUUAAAUAGGCCAUUUCUGAGUUGCCCCAAGCUUCUGUUUAAUACCAAGGGUAAAUGCGAUAUGAUUUUUAUUCUCGUGUAAAUGAAACUCAUUUUCACAAGGACUGAUUUGCACUUAGUCUCAUUUUGAAAAUGAGCCUUUGAAACUCGGAAAUAGCUUAUUCUGAAAUAAAAUGGUAUGUUCAUUCAGUCUCCUUGUUUGGUCCUAAAUUUGAUCGUUCGCAUGAAGGUCAUGCAUUGGGUAUUAGUGGCUUAGCCAUGAAGAUAUGUACGCCAUAAGAAGCCUGUAAAAAAUAAUAAACAAAAAAACCUUCUUUACGACGGCCUGGUUUUCAAGGUCUUGCAGCCAGCCCUAAAACAAGCCAGCAUCUUGCACCAUAUAUUUCUUGAAUUUUCUCUUGUGAUGUGAAAGCCCGCAGCUAAGUCCCUAGCAUUAUUGGCUCGGUGAAAAGUGGACCCUCUGUGAGCGUCAUCGAGGGCUAUCGAGAGACUCGUUCUCACGCCCUUUCGUUUUCGGGCUUCACGCGGACAAUGGUUAAGUGAGAAUGCCCAGGGACUAGGCUGGAAUGCGCGCAGUCAUCGAACAAAAAUAGAAAGUGUAAAAGGGAGACAAGCACGAGGGAAAGUGAGCCUCGUCUACUUCGUGUACACGAAUCCACGCACCUGACGCCCUGAAAAUGGCGAUGUGCCGACAGAACAAAACGACUGUUUUGUGUAUUUUUGGAGGUUGCCGAAGCCAUUGUGAUUUAAUCAUUGUCUAGGCUCGCUCGGGAAAAGAGCUGGCGCUCCUUCCCCGAGAGGGUGGCGCAAGUCGAGCGGAAGUUGAGCCUAAUCAUUGUCUUGUGGUGUGGAUAUUUUGCAGAAUCUUUUAAAUCUUUUGUUCUUUUGUUUUACUUCAUUUUUUUAAAAAUUAUACCCUUUGGAACCCGACGAUACCGCCAUUGUUCCUUUUUUUUGGCUGCGACUAAACUGUGUAUGUGGAUUUAGUUAAUGACUUUUUGUUGUGUUUGCAGAGCAAUGCAGCACUCGUGGCGUUUGUUCACAGGUAAUCGAUUUCUCUGAUAAAAAUUAUAACAAGUGAUAAAUUUGGAAAUCCGGCACUUAUAGGUGAAGAUUUAGACGAGCAAUUUAUUGUGAACAUUAGCGAAAUGAGGCGACGUUUCGAAGUCACCCAGGGUUUAGUUUGACUCUUACGGACAAUCUUAUGAAUUCAACAAGUUUUGAUUGCUUUGAAUAGUAUAAAGUAACUCUAAUUGGACAAUUGCACGAUGACGUCAUUUUACUACAACUACCAGAAUCUUGAGUUUGUUGUUUUCUUGUGCAAAUUAAGGCUAUUGUUCUUUAAUCCUCAGCGGGAUUGACAAAUUUAAAUAACAAAGCAAACCGAAAUGAAUUCUGGCAGUUGUAGUCAAAUAUCGUCAUCGUGCAAUUAUCCUAUUAAAAGGUGACUUGUUAUUUCUUUCUUUUAUCCUUUUAUCUCUAAUUUUGUAGGGUUGCAUUGCACAUCACUGUAAAGAAACUUCUUAUUCGGCAUUAGCUAUAUAAUUAUCAAAAGCAAGACAUGAAAGAUCAUAACACAUAACUAACAAAAUAUGGUAUAACCAAAUGCAAUAACGUCAUAAAAAGCAGAAACAAGAAGAAAAGAAGCUUGAUAGGAAUAAAUUAAGCGCCUGGUAAGUUCAGUUGGGAGAGCGCCGGUCUGCUGAACGGGAAAUGGUGGGUUCAAACCCCGUCCGGACCAACACUCAGGGUCUUUAAAUAACUUAGAAGAAAGUGCUGGCUGCAAACGGUUAGAAUUUCUAGUCUUCUCGGAUAAGUACGAAAAACCUUAAGUCCUUUCUCACAGUACUUCCACUUAUCUCCUUCUUGUUGGACGUAAAAGAACCCACACCACUGUUCAAAAACAGUAGGGGACUUAGACCCCGGUGGUGUGGCCAACCUUUCCUGGGCUGGGUGGGUUAUCUAUAAGGAGAGAUCUUAAUAUAGGGAUAAUGUCAUGAUCCUCCUUCAGGUGUCAUAAUGGCUACCUGUAAACAGUUUUCAUCUGUAUGUGUGUAUGUAGCUGAUUCAAUAAAGGUUCCUUUGGGCAUCGAGAAUUGGCAAUUGGGUAUUUGGCAUUUUGGGAAAACCGAGCAACGCCAUGAUUUUUCUGAAUGACAACCAGUUUUCUGGUGUCCCAAUGCCCAAAGCAACCUUUAUUGAAUCAGCUAUAUGUAUUUCGAUAUUUUGAUAAUCCUGAAAACACUUUUGCAGUAAGCUAUAAUACUUAAGGGACUUCAGCGGGAAGGUGAAUUGGCAACCCUAAAGACGUUUUGAAGCUUUUUGAGCUUCAUCCCUUCUUUAGGCCGGAUCCCUGAAGGCAGUGGCGCUUCUACUUUAUUUCUAUUUUUAAGUAAUUUAAAUCUCUUUUUUCAUUUUAUAUGACAAGGUUAUUGUAACUAGAUGUAUACUUUUUCACCAAUGCUUUUAUUCUUUUUCAAAGUGUAUUUCUGGAGUUGGCAAGCAAGUCAUAUGUUUAUUAUUACAAUUAUUGUCUCGGAGGCCUUCAUUGGUGCUACUGUAAGAGGUAUACAUGUGGACUACUUACGGUCCCCGUUAAAUGGUUACUGAAACGGGUAGCGAUCAUGGUUUCCAAUGUGCCUAGUGUAACUAUUUGCGAAAGAGAACCGAGUCUACCUGGGGCCUCCCUUUCCCGACACUAUGCACACACAUGCCCACUCCCUCACUACUUUUGAAAACAAGAUGGUAGCCCGUUGUAGUGUUAACCACUCAAUCGACAUCAUUUUACGGGAAAAUAGCUGACUGGUAUCAGUCACAAGGGGGCCCAUCUAGAGGGGCUCCACCCCCCCUCCCCCUCCCACGUUGUAUACCCACACGCCCUCUCUCUCGGUACAUUCUGCAACGAAGGCAGCUUAUCAUAGCGUAAAGCGCUCAAGUUCGAACUUUUUGCGGAAAAAUUAGCUACCAGUUCAGAGGUUUGUGGUACAUUUGAGUCUUUGUUCAAUAUCCCAGGAGUGACAGGGAUGAAAGGUAGAAAGAAAUCUCAAGUCGCGUUCUAAAAACACGAAGUUAUUUUUAAGGUCUUUUUGACAACUCCUUUUUGAAUCACCACACAAAUGUAAAAUAAAUAGUGUUGUUUAGGUCGAAGCUGUCAUUCAAAUCCAGAAUUCGCUGUCAAAGGGUUUGUUCGAGGUGUUCAGAAGUUGCAGUUGUUAAAAAGUUUUUCGCUAUUGUUGUGACUCGUUGUUGAUUCGGUGCCAAUAGAUUUUAAAUCUUUGUAUAACUGAAAAAAAAUGCUUGCUAACCGAGGAGUUUCUAUUUACGCCCUUUUUGUAUUUUUCUCUCUUCAACAGCCAAAGAUCAUUUCCUGGUCAAGUAGCAGAGAUUAAGGUGACAUGAAUUUAAACUGUUUUUAAUAUCUAUUGCUGCAUUUGUAUAUCAGCUUUCCUUUUCACAAGUCCGACACAAAUAGCACUGCCUCUCUUUUACCUUAAGUUUAAACGAAGAAUCCGUUAAAUAAUCUUAAGUAGUUUCAUGUUUAAACCAAAGCUAAGUGAUUGUUAUCUACAGUCCAAAACGUUUUAUGGCCAUCAGUAGGCCAUUCCGAGUUCACAUAACGACGGUAAGUGCGAAACCUUUCUUGAAUGUGAAAAUUAGGUUUCUUUUAAGAAUAAAAAGAAUAACUUCAUAUCAAUAGUUUUGCACUUAGCCUCGCAUUGAAACAGAGGCAUGGAGCAACUCGGAAAAAGCCCAUUGAACCUGAGGGGACAUAGAUCCUUGUAGAGAUCUCCUGCUACUAGGUUAUGCUAUAAACCUUUACAAAUAGAAAAAUGAAGUGGCAGAUAAAAGAUUGAUUAAUUGAUUGAAAGCUGGUUGAAAAUAAGAAAAUCUUUGAAUCUAUAAAUUGACCUGAGGGGUUGUUUUUGCGUCAAACGUUGAUACUGCGACGAAGUAGGGGGAGUGGGAGCAGAGUGCUUGCCCGUAAAGUUGCUGCAGAAAGCUAAUUGUCAAUAAAAAAAAGUCCGUGUAUGUUAAGAGAUGCACCCACAGUCAGUGGCUCAGGCACCUCAGACGAAAAAAUUCGUGUUCUCCCAAAAAGCUCAAACUUCACCAUCACAUAUCUGUCAAUUUUUUUCGCUUUUAGAAAGUGGCAAUUUCUAAUAGACUCUUCAUGGUAGAUCUUAUGUUAAAGAGGACCAUUUUGUAGUCUCCUUCGCAGUCGCUGGGGCCAGAGUCACGCAAUGCUCCCCGCCCGUGCGAACAUGACUAACCAUUUUGUCGUCUUUUUAAAACCUGUCACAGGAUGCUUCUGAUGUUUUAAACAGACUCCGGGUUCACUUCUCCGAUGCAAAAAUCGUUCAGGUUUGUUGAAGCAUGAGAUUAGUUUACCAAAAGAGCUAAGCUCACGUAAUCUUGGCGAUGUAAAGCACUUGACAACUGGUUAUAGACACAAACAAAAACACAACUCCUACUACUGGCUUAGGUGAACAAAACUGAGAAGAUUAAAACGGAUAGCAUUUGGUUUCUUUUCCCGCACUCGGCAGUGGUUAUGUUUUCCCGCAUGUAAAGAAUUCAAGAAGUCUUGAAAUUUAGGAUUCCACGUUGUGGAUUCUGGAUCCCAGGUACUGGGUUCCGAAUUCUUGGUCAGUGGAACUUGGAUUCUGGAUUCCGAUCGUUUGUGGGAUUCCGGUUUCCGAUCGUUAUUGGAAUUCCGGAUUCCGAUCGCUAGUGGGAUUCCGGACUCCGGAUUCCAGGCGUUAAUGGGAUUCCGGAUUCCGAUCGUUAGUGGGAUUCCGGAUUCCGGAUUCCAGGCGUUAAUGGGAUUCCGGAUUCCGUUCGUUAGUGGGAUUCUCGAUUCCGAUCGUUAGUGGGAUUCCGGAUUCCAAUCUUUAGUGGGAUUCCGGAUUUUAAUCGUUAGUGGGAUUCGGGAUUCCGAUCGUUAGUGGGAUUCCAGAUUCUGAUCGUUAGUGGGAUUCCAGAUUCUGAUCGUUAGUGGGAUUCCGGAUUCCGAUCUUUAGUGGGAUUCCAGAUUCCGUUCGUUAGUGAGAUUCCCGAUUCCGAUCAAUAGUGGGAUUCCGGAUUCCAAUCGUUAGUGGGAUUCCGAUCAUCUGUGGGAUUCCGAAUUCCUUGAGCUGUAUUCCAAAUUCCAAAGCUCAGGCCUCUUUUUUUUCAAGAGAUGGAUAGCACUAUCCAGUGGAUAAAUAUUAGGGUUCAAGCCAAUUACACUAUCCAGUGGGUAGAGAUUUAUCCAACGGAUAGCGUUAUCCACCUUUUGAACGACUGGGGCCAGGGUUCUGGAUUCCACAAGAAAACUUUCCCGGAUUCGGGAUUCCACAGGCAAAAUUUACCCUUUAUUUAUUUAUGUGUUCAUUUAUUUAUUUAAAAACGUUUUUACUAUUGUCUUUUGAUUUAGUCUUUCGCUGAAUUGAUCAAACAGCAGCAAAUUGACUUCUCUCCAAGUCUGUUUUCCGAUGAGGGUGAGAAUUUUACCACAACAUUUCGUCUUUUAUUAAAGCAUCAUGCACAAGGUUUGUUUUGGAAAUUGCAAGAAAUUGAAGGAUAUGUUUUCUUUAAAAUUUCAUAGAUUACUCACAUGAAGGACCUGAUUCGUCUGAUCUAGGUGAGCAAAGACUUUUGUUCUUGGGUCAUCGUAGCUUGAUAAGAAAUAGAACACAAACAGCGGUGAUAAACAUAUUCAGCUUACUCGUUUUUAACAUAAACUUGACGUUUCGUAUGCUACUCAACAUACAUUUUCAAAAGUACCGUUACAAUUUUGAAAACUAUUAUAUAAGAAUAGUUUUCAAAAUUGUAACGGUACAUUUGAAAAUAUAUGUUAAUUAAGUAGCAUACGAAACGUCAAAUUUAUAAUAAUGAGUAAGUUGAAUAUGUUUAUCCCCGCUGUUUAGGUGAGUAACACUCUAGCUUUUAACCUUUGGCCGGAAAACUUGGCUUUGUUUCAGCCAUGAUUUCGAAAGCUCCUUUUCUUGAUGUUUUCUUGUGCAAGUGAAAGCCAUUUUCAGAUGUAAAGGUUUUGCAGUUGUUUUUUGAGUUAAGGGAUUUUAAGAUUGGCCGCGAGCCACUUCUUCCACCGUAGGUGUACUCGCAACAAACCAAGUUGCCCUGGUUUAGGGUAAAUGACCGACUUUGAGACGGUCAACUCUUGCAGAGUCCGUGGAAUCUUGAAUAACACAAGAAAAAGAAAAAAAUAAAAUGUAUUCUCUGUUCAGUUGAAGCACUUUGCUUUUGACCUCAGCAACCAUGUGCUGAACCUAACUAACGUGGUUAGGUAAAGGCAGAAAAGCCUCAUUUCAAUAAAAUGGCUUUUUACGGUUGGCAACGUUAAAAAUUGGACAGUCUGUCGAUAGCGGGGGUCAGUUGAUUCAUAGGACGAACGCCUUAUGCGCCCUCUCCCCUCCGCAGAGGUCACUUUGUAUCGUAGGGAGGGCUGGAGAGAGGGGAAAGAAGGCGCGCGGGGGACGAUGGGAAGGUGAAAGAGGCGAAGCAAGGCUCCCACCUUUUCCGUCUUCCUAUCGUCCCCCGCGCGCUUUCUAUUUUCGAUUAUUGAUAUUGUUAUUUGGGAUACCCAGCAAGAGCCUCUGCGGAGGAGAGAGUUAUGCGCCCAACGGAACCAGAAACUCUUUUAGAGCUGACCCAACCAAAUAAAAAAUAAUACCAAAUAAAGUAAAUAUAAACACAACUCUUCCUUUAAUUCAGACUGAUUUCUUUUGAGUAACUGAGUACUCCAUAUAGUGGUUUUGGCAGAUAAGGGACGCAGAGUUUGACCCGGUUUUCUUUCGUUUUUGCAGCUGGAAGUCCAGAGAGUCCAUCGUUGUUGAUUACCACUGAUCUGUCGAAGUGCGCGAUAUUCCAGAAUCUCAGACCGUUGGAGCUGCUUUGAUCUCUUAACUCACAGACUUGCCUUUAGUCGUACUCCGUUUACAUGAAAGCUUUAACAUGAGAAACCUAGAAAAAUUGCAAAGUUCACUUUUGUAGAAUGGUGACUCUCAAUGGUUUGAAUAUUACAACCUCGUUCCCAGGGCUUUCUCUCCUGCUUCGAGAAAGAACCCUGGUUGUGUCUGGUCACGUGGCUCCCAAAAUCUGGAAGCCAAAUAUAAGGCAGAGGAAGAAGAGUAAAUAAUUGUCGCUAUGACAAACGUUACUCUGUCGGGGCCCGAGAGGAGUUUGCCGCCUCGUUUAUUAUCAGCUGAUGGAUAUUCUUUGAAAAAGUCAACAACAGCCGAAAUAAUAGUACUGCAUAAUGCAAGCUCCUCAUGUAGACUAUGUUAAACUAUCGUAGACCGAAAACACUGCCGAAAUAUUUUCCAGGAUUAAAAUUUAUUUUUUCUUUCCGUGGGGGAAGAAAUUUGUAGCAGCCCGCUAUCCGAACUUGAAACUUUUUCAAAACUUUUAUGCAGAUCAUGCGAGAGACGGCUAACAAAUCACCACGUUAAUUACGGUAAAACUUGGUAGACUAAAGAUUUUCCGUAACCUGUUGGCAGGACGGCGAGCAAAUCUUUUUUUCAAGUAGAAUCUUUCUAGACAAUAAACCUGUUUUGCCUUCAAAAUAAUGUUAUCGUAACUAGCCGAAAGCAACGCAGUUUGCACGCAACUCAGAAACUCAAGCGCCAUUUUGAAGUAAGAAUUUUCUCCCUACCCCAGAUAGUAUUUCGUCGUCCAGUCGACAAAAUUUAGUGGAGGACCUACCCCCGCAGCGCAAUUUAUUGACACACAUUUUCACGUGACCAGCCGCAAGCAGGGUUCUUUCCCGAAAAAAGAGAGAGAACCCUGGGAACGAGGUUGUGAAUAUUAGUCCUUCUUGAGCACCUUAUGUUUAUAAAUCUUGAAUGAGAAUGAUUUGGCUUCUUUUCACACAAAAAAACAGUUGUGGCGGCGCGAUUUCUGUGACGGAGCGACGCUGCGCCGCGCCGAUCUCUAAAGUGGAUAGUCACAGAUCGGUAGGCCUAGACACAAAUAUCCGGAUAUUUUUUGAGACAUUUAGUAGCUUCCGAGAUAUUUAGAAAUUUUUAGGAUAUUUGGACAAAUUUAUAGCUUUUUUUGGCUGUUUUCCAGCUUUCCUCGCUAUUUUCUUGACAGAAUACUCAGUGUUAUCAUUCCAUGCUAGAAAUAAUCCAGUUCAGCGGUUUUCCACUUGAAUAAUGUAUUCCAUAUCACUAGACGCUAAGAGCCAUUUGUCAAAAUGACGGAUGUUGGAAACACAUAUGAGCCUGAACAUACUUUUCAGCUUCCGCUGGGGAAAAUUUUGGCCUAAGAGAUUCAAAAUCGGCUUAUUUUUAAAACAAAAAUACGAGAAAUUUCGAGGAUUUUUCGAGAUAUUUAGAAAAAUUUGGGGGAUAUUUAGACGUUUUUUGAGAAUUUCCGGAAAGAUAUUUGGGCGAUUUGUAUAGGUAAUAGCAUGAUUUGUAGUGAUAUUUGGCAUAAAUACCACGAGUGAUAUUUCAAAAUUGUCAUACGUAAUUUCACGAGCCGUCAGGCCAAAUAUCACGAACAAAUCAUGCUAUUAUCUGUUUACACUACUACCCGCAAGGUUUUUUAAAUUAAGCUGAAAUACAACUGCUCUAAGCCAAUUAAAUUGCCGAAAUUUCUCCUGUAGUAGUAUAAUACGUGAUAUUUCAGGGGCACCCAACGACAAUUUUUGGAAAAUAUCUGUUCGGAAGACUAUUUGAGAUCUAGAAUUUUCGGAACAUUUGUUGUAAAAUUUCUUGCUUGCCUGCCUCUCCUAGGAUUUUCGAACAGUUAAAAAAUGGUAUAAUUGCCCAUUUUUAACGGAUUUUUACCCUAAAAAGGUCACUGGCUGAAAUUUUCGAAAAGGUAAGUUUUGAUCCCUAUAACUUUCGCAUCACUAGAUUUUCAGCUAGGAAAUCCGAACAGAUUGAAAAUUGUUAGGGGAUAAAAAUAUGCCUAUAUCUACCAAUUGAAUACUAGAAUACGGUCAACAAUGCCAUGUUUAAGUGGUUUUGAACUAUAUUCUCGUUGGGUGCCCCUGAUAUUUGUGUCUAGGCCUACAUAUCGGAUAGUUGUUCACACUAUAGAGUGUUUUCACUCACGUGGCCAGCAUCUAUGCAAAUUUAUUGGAACAAAAGAAAUCGUUUGCAUAAGAAAAGAGUACAACUCCCACGGGAUUGGUUUGGGACACCAACAUGGCCGCCGUUUCAUUGUUUUGGGACACCAACAUGGCCGCCGUGACGUCAUGUGAAAACACUCCAUACUGGAUAGCUAGCUUUUCGGGUCGUCACGAAAACCCAUCCGGUAUGCUGUAAACAUUGCCUUAGAAUCCGCCGUUUGUUUAAGAUUUGAAAUUUUUGGUAGUAUUUCGUUAAAGAGGAUAAUGUAUUUUUACAAA